GCAUGGGCCAGCGGGGCAGAGAGGCCGGCGCGCCCCAGGGUGCUGAAGCAGGGAGGCCGCUGGACCCCCCGCUCCCGGGACCCUCCUGCUCCCCGGCUAGAGGAAUCCUGAUACUCUGAUGGAUCUGAGGCCCUGCUCGCUGCUCCUGCUCUGGACUCUGGUGGUUGCCCUCACUCUCCUGGCCCAGGAGGUGCUGGUCCAGCAGAUUUACACCAACACCUGGGCUGUGCUCGUCCCUGCGGGGCCCCAGGAGGCUGACAGGCCAGGCAGGAAGCAUGGAUUCCUCAACCUGGGCCCGAUCUUUGGUGACUACUACCACUUUCGGCACAGCGGUGUGGUGAAGCGUUCCCUCUCGCCCCACCAGCCCUGGCACAGCCGUUUGGCCAGGGAGCCCCAGGUGCAGUGGCUGGGGGGGGAGGUGGCAAAGCGCAGGACCAAGCGAGACAUUUUCAUGGAGCCCACGGACCCCAAGUUCCCACAGCAGUGGUACCUGUACAACACCAACCAGCGGGACCUGAAUGUACGUCAGGCCUGGGAGCAGGGCUACACGGGCAAGGGCAUUGUGGUUUCCAUCCUGGAUGAUGGCAUCGAGAAGAACCACCCUGACCUGGAGGCCAACUACGAUCCGGGGGCCAGCUUUGAUGUCAAUGACCAGGACCCAGACCCACAGCCCCGCUACACACAGAUGAAUGACAACAGACACGGCACACGCUGCGCCGGGGAGGUUGCUGCUGUGGCAAACAACGGUAUCUGCGGUGUCGGCGUGGCGUACAACGCCAGGAUCGGAGGCGUGCGCAUGCUGGAUGGGGAGGUGACUGAUGCUGUGGAGGCCCAUUCCCUGGGCCUCAAUCCCAACCACAUCCACAUCUACAGUGCCAGCUGGGGCCCUGAGGAUGAUGGCAAGACGGUGGAUGGCCCGGCCCGGCUGGCAGAGGAGGCUUUCUUCCGUGGGGUCAACCAGGGCCGAGGGGGGCUGGGCUCCAUCUUCGUCUGGGCGUCUGGGAACGGGGGCCGCGAGCACGACAGCUGCAACUGUGACGGUUACACCAACAGCAUCUACACGCUGUCCAUCAGCAGCACCACACAGUACGGCAACGUGCCCUGGUACAGCGAGGCCUGCUCCUCCACCCUUGCCACCACCUACAGCAGCGGCAACCAGAAUGAGAAGCAAAUUGUGACAACUGACCUCAGGCAGAAGUGCACGGAAUCACACACGGGGACAUCGGCCUCGGCGCCCCUGGCUGCUGGUAUCAUCGCCCUCGCCCUGGAGGCCAACAAGAACCUGACCUGGCGGGACAUGCAGCACCUGGUGGUGCAGACAUCCAAGCCUGCUCACCUCAACGCCAACGACUGGGUCACCAAUGGUGUUGGCCGCAAAGUCAGCCACUCCUACGGCUACGGCCUGCUGGAUGCUGGCGCCAUGGUGAGCCUGGCCAAGAACUGGACCAUGGUGGGACCUCAGAGAAAGUGUGUCAUCGAUGUCCUCAUGGAACCAAAGGACAUCGGGAAGCGCCUGGAGGUGCGGCGGAAGGUGGACGCCUGCUUGGGAAAAGCCAACUACAUCAGCCGGUUGGAGCACGCACAGGCCAGGCUGACCCUGUCCUACAACCGGCGGGGGGACCUGGCCAUCCACCUCGUCAGCCCCAUGGGUACCCGCUCCACCCUCCUGGCUGCUAGGCCUCAUGACUUCUCAGCUGAUGGCUUCAAUGACUGGGCCUUCAUGACGACACACUCGUGGGAUGAGGACCCCUCUGGGGAGUGGGUGCUGGAGAUUGAGAACACCAGUGAUGCCAACAACUACGGCACGCUGACCAAGUUCACCCUCGUGCUGUACGGGACGGCCACCGACUCCCCCAGCCUCUCCAACCAGCUGGAGAGCAGCGGCUGCAAGACCCCGACCCCCAGCCAGACCUGCGUAGUCUGUGAGGAGGGCUACUACCUGCACCAGAAGAGCUGCCUGAAACGCUGCCCUCCCGGCUUCGCACCCGGCGUCCAGAGCACCCACUACAGCCUAGAGAACAGUGUGGAGCCCAUCACACCCCACCUCUGCCUGCCCUGCCACCCCUCCUGUGCCACCUGCACCGGGCCCGGCCCCAACCAGUGCCUGACCUGCCCGGCGCACUCCCACUUCAGCAGCCUGGACCUCUCCUGCUCCCACCAGACGCAGAGCAGCCGGGCAUCCCCUGCCCUGGCUGAUGGCGAGGGGCUGCCUGAGACCACCCCUUCAGCCAACCUGCCCGUCCUUAUCGCCAGCCUCAGCUGCGUCCUCAUCGUUGUCAUCUUCAUCACUGUCUUCCUGGUGCUGCAGGCACGCUCAGGCUUCAGCCUGCGGGGCGUGAAGGUCUAUGCCCUGGACAGUGGGAUCAUCUCCUACAAGGGGCUCCCCUCCGACAUCUGGCAGGAGGAGGCCCCCUCGGAGUCGGACGGUGAGGAGAACGAGGCCCGCAGCGAGAGGACUGCCUUCAUCAGAGACCAAAGUGCCCUUUGA
This is a messenger RNA of Chaetura pelagica (chimney swift), 2488 nucleotides long. It is a transcript of the gene FURIN, whose product is annotated as furin (paired basic amino acid cleaving enzyme). Gene Ontology annotation, biological process: peptide hormone processing. Gene Ontology annotation, cellular component: trans-Golgi network; Golgi membrane. Bases 119 to 2488 code for a protein of 789 amino acids. The record is from RefSeq and is a predicted model, not a curated record. NCBI's taxonomy places the organism in Eukaryota, Metazoa, Chordata, Aves, Apodiformes, Apodidae. The transcript has 15 exons. Gene Ontology annotation, molecular function: serine-type endopeptidase activity.